Messenger RNA from Brenthis ino (lesser marbled fritillary), 1779 nucleotides. The record is from the annotation of a GenBank genome assembly. Lineage: Eukaryota; Metazoa; Arthropoda; Insecta; Lepidoptera; Nymphalidae.
AUGGCUUUGAAUAUAAAGGAUUUGUGUAGAUUGUGUGCUAAAAAGGACGAAUUUUCGAAGGACUUAAUAGAUGAUUCUAACAAAAAUGUUCUAAAAAUGAUACAAGAAUUUAUACAAAUACCGGUCCUCGAAAAUGAAGAAUUACCCACGAAAGUAUGUUUAAAUUGUGAAGAUAAAGUGGUAUCCUUUCAGCUAUUUGUAUUAGAAUGUCUUAAAGUUCAAGACACACUAAGGAAAAUGUAUAUAGAUUCAUGUGAAAAAUAUCCUAUAAAGAUUGAGGGUGAUGUGGUUGAUUAUGUUGUAAGGCCAAUAAAAGAAGAGGUUAAAAUUGAAUUAUCUGCUGAAGACUUAGUAAGUGCUAUUGAUAAUGAUGGAUCAAUGUCUGGUUUCGAAGUACAUGAUUACAACAGUGACAAUAAACACGACAGUGAUGGCGAUUUGAGUGAUGUAACAUUAGCUACCUUGAAGGAGUCUAAAGCAAAAAAAGUCAAACGAAAAAUAUUAACGCAGGCUGAAGAAGUCCAGUUCCAAAAGAUAUUAAAAAAAUCCAAUUUAAAUGUUAAAGAUUUUGUCAAGUUGCAGUGCGACUUAUGUGAAGAAACUGUUAAAACUUGGAGUGGAUUAAGAAGCCAUUAUGCUAAAAUUCAUAAAAGUAAACCAAUGUUAAGUUGUAUUUGUGGUUUUGUUAUAAGAUCAAAAAGUGUUCUAUACAAACAUGUGUCAGAUCACAGAGUAGAGAGCCGAAAAAUUAAAAAGAGUGUUGAUUCAGAUUCAGAUAAACAAGAUGAGGAUAAAUAUUCAAGUCUAAAUGUGACUGAUUUUGUUAACUUCACUUGUUCAACUUGUCAGAAGCAGUGUAAGAGUUGGUACAGUCUAAGGUCCCACUGUGAAGAGGAACAUAACAUAAUGCCUGUAGUGAAUUGUAUAUGUGGAAUUACUCUAAAAUCUAAAUCUGUUUUGUACAAACAUGUACAAGAUCAUAAAAAUCCAAAUGUCAUUUGUUGUGAUAAAUGUCCAAGAAUAACGAAAACAGUGGCAGCAAUGAAUAAACACAAAAUGAGGCAUGUACCAAAGUCUGAGAGGAAGUUCUGUUGUUCCUCCUGUGAUAAAGUGUUCAACUCAAAAGAUACGCUGAAGUCGCACGAACGCUCGCACAUACCGAUAGAACAGAGGAAGAUAUACCGCUGUGAAAUAUGUGAUUUGAAGUUCACGACGCGGUCGUCGGCGGCGUCGCACAAGCGCGUGGUGCACGACAAGAUCAAGAGCUAUGUGUGCGACCUCUGCGGCUACGCCUGCGGCACCAACGGCGAGCUGCGCCAGCACCGCGCCAUACACAGCGACGACAAGCCCUUCGUCUGCCGCACCUGUUCUAAGCCAUUCAAGACGUAUUCGAACCUGAAGACGCACAUGGACACGCACUCGGACACGUCGUACGCGUGCUACGUGUGCAGCCGCGUGCUCAACAGCCGGCGCACGCUGCGCAAGCACCUGCUCGUGCACGAGGACAAGUGCCGCCACGUCUGCUCCUACUGCAACAAGGCGUUCAAACGGCGGCAGACGCUCAAGGUGCACAUGUACACGCACACGGGCGACAAGCCGCUGAGCUGCAAGUGGUGCGACGAGCGCUUCUCGUACGCGUCCACGCUGCGCUCGCACCGCCUGCGCUGCCACCCCGACAAGCUCGCCGCGCAGUACUCCGCCUGCUCCGCGCACGUCGCCGGGCACGAGGGUUACAUCAAAAAUGAUGCGGUUCCUGCUAAGAGUGAUGUUGAAGCUAUU